Molecule: messenger RNA, 1191 nt
Organism: Cloeon dipterum
Lineage: Eukaryota; Metazoa; Arthropoda; Insecta; Ephemeroptera; Baetidae
Product: activating signal cointegrator 1 complex subunit 2 homolog
Exons: 1
Coding region: 1-1191 (396 amino acids)
Source: RefSeq, a predicted model, not a curated record
AUGAGAACCACGACCGCCCUGACGAUGAUGCUGCUCUGCACCCUCUACGAGAUCGACGCCAGAAGGAUGCCCGACGACCAGGACAAGAGGAUCGACACCGGAUGGACCCCAGAAGACCGAGGAAACGAUGAGUAUUUGACCUCCGACACCAGACACGACCGAACCCUGACAAACCCGCCCAAACGACGCACUUGGCGCACCUCCCCACCAGCAAAUAGCUACAACUCCCACCCUUGGAACAACCCCCGAAAAGUCGGCAAACGCUCCCUGCCCCCCAAAAAUAACCGCCGACGCCAGCGGCAACAGACUGAGCCCCAACAAGACCGGCAGCGACAGCCCCGAACCGAGACAAACCCCAAAAAUCCACGCCACAUCCCUCGCAGGGAAAGAAACCAACCCCCACAGCCCCUAAACAAUCCCCAACGCCCCCACAGGCGACAGACGAUGACAAUUACUCGCCCAAUGACCCGGAACAAUCCCCGACAGCCCCAAAAAAUCGAGAAACGCUCCCUGCCGCCAACAAACCCCCGACGCCGCACCUGGCGCAAUUCCCCACCAGCAAAUAGCUACAACUCCCACCCGUGGAACAACCCCCGAAAACUCUACGAAAAUGACGAAAUCGCUCUGCCCCCGACAAACUACAUAAGAACUCUACGACGGGCUCAGACCCAACGAGGCCAGCAGCGACGGCCCCAAACCGAGACAAAGCCCAAACACCAACGCCGCCUCCCUCGCAGGGAAAGAAACCAACCCCCACGGCCCCUAAACAAUCCCCAACGCCCCCACAGGCGACAGGCGAUGGCAAUCGCUCGCCCAAAGACCCGGAACAAUCCCCGACAACCCCGAAAAGUCGGCAAACGCCCCCUGCCCCCAACACACUACCGCCGCCGCCAGCGGCAACAGACUGAGCCCCAAACAGGCCUCCAACGAAACCAACCCCCACAAAAACCAAUCACGCGCCCAAAGACCUGGGAGCCCAGAGGUCGCCACCAACCUCAGGGGACGACCAAGCCCCCACAGCCACAGCCCCUCACCAAAAAGCCCGAAACCAAACCGAAACUCCAAACCCUCCCCACCACCCAGCCUCCCCAAACCCAACAACAAGCACCCCCGACAACCCUUCAACGCCGCCGAAACCUGAGGAAGCCUCGCCUCCACAACCUGGUCAGGAAAAACCACACUGAAUUUUAA